AUGUACCACAGCAGCAGUCAGCGGCGGCAGUGGACUUUCCGCGACCAGGAGGCGCUGGCGCAGUGCCGGACCGAAGCAAACCGCCGGUUCCGCAGCAAAGUGACGGCGAGUGGGAAGGUACAGGCCACCGACCCUGUUCUCUUGGAGCCUCAUGAGGAGCUGGCGAUAUGCAAAUUUUACGAAAAGCGGUUGCUGGACUUCUGCACCGUCUUCAAACCUGCCAUGCCGAAGUCCGUGGUGGGAACUGCUUGCAUGUAUUUUAAACGCUUUUACCUCAACAACUCAGUGAUGGAGUAUCAUCCUCGGAUAAUAAUGCUAACAUGUGUAUUUUUGGCCUGCAAAGUAGAUGAAUUUAAUGUGUCCAGUGCACAGUUUGUUAGCAACCUUCAUGAAAGCCCUGUUGGACAGGAAAAAGCCCUCGAGCAGAUACUGGAGCAUGAACUACUGCUUAUUCAUCAAUUGAACUUCCAUCUGAUCGUCCACAAUCCAUACAGGCCAUUUGAAGGGUUUCUAAUUGAUCUGAAGACUCGCUAUCCAGUGCUGGAGAAUCCUGAGGUUUUGAGGAAAUCUGGUGAUGACUUCCUCAAUCGAGUGGUGCUGACAGAUGCAUAUCUGCUCUUUGCUCCAUCACAGAUAGCACUUACUGCCAUAUUAUCUAGUGGUUCAAGAGCAGGAAUUAAUAUGGAAAGUUAUUUAUCAGAAAGCCUUAUGCUGAAACAAGAAAAAGCAUCAUUAGCCACUUUACUAGAGAACAUGAAAUGCAUGAAAAAUCUCAUAAAGAAAUACGAGAUGCCAAAGCCUGAAGACAUUGCUUCUCUGAAGCAGAAACUGGAGAAGUGUCACAGCUUUGAGCUUUCACUUAAUGCAAACCCGAAGAAGAGGAAGGGUUAUGAAGAUGAUGAAUACGUCUCAAAGAAAUCUAAAAUGGAUGAGGAAGAGUGGACUGAUGAUGAUCUUGUGGACUCAAUGUAACCUUGAAGGAAGAUGGAAUCCUACCACUGCAGGAAUUGCUCUUCAGUGUCAAGCCUGAACUCGUCACAGGUUACUUACUCUGUGUCAUGAGUAUUUAUACCUUUGCAAUAAAACAUUUAACUUUGUUAAAUAGUUAGUUAUAGCUCAAUGAAACCCUCCAUUCAAGGUCAAACAUGAGUAAAAAAUGUUUGCUUUAAGAGAUCUGUCACUCAGGGAAGAGCUUUGCUUCAGGAGUAGUUUGAGAUGUGACUUCAGUACAGGACGGGAGCAUGGCAUUGGCAGACCUGGAUAAAUUCUGGUAACAGACCCUUACAUGCUUUAGAGCAAGAUGUGCUCCCCUCUUCCCAAGCUUGUCACUGAAGCAUUUAAAGGAAUACAGCUGUGCCCAUAAUGCUUGAUAGGUUUGGGAAGCUCUUCUCAAGUGUACCAGAAAGCUCUAGCAACACAUUUUACAACACAGAAGGUAAUAAUCACCCCUGUGUGACUUAACUCUGCAGCUGAGAUUUCAGAUUAGAUUGCUGUGACCAACUUACCUAGGGGGCAACUGAGAAUAAUAUUUUUUCAAUCAAGUAGUGAGAUGUUUUCCAGAUCCAAAGCAACGUCUGUUUCCUUUUCAUGCACAGAAUGUAAGCGGUUUUACAGUACACACACAUUUGGGAGUUGCCUGGUUUUCACUCUCAUCGAGGGGUAAAUAGCCACCCACAUCUGUUCUCCAAAGCUUGUACUUCUACCAUGUUAUGCUACCUACACUCAGCCAACUCAAUCUACAAAAUAACCUACAUUAUCCACUUUGGUUUUGACAAAUCCAGUAUCAGGGCUCUUGGCUAUUUCGUUUUUACUCCAGGGACCCUGACCCCAUUUCCACACUACCUUCAUAGCCAAGUGAAGGAGAUGUGACUGAAUACAGCUUAAACCACAUUCUGGGGUUCUGACCUGGCUGGAAGCUGCAAG
Indicator indicator is the source of this 1923-nucleotide messenger RNA. RefSeq names its product cyclin H (gene CCNH). The transcript has 9 exons. Gene Ontology annotation, biological process: DNA-templated transcription; regulation of cyclin-dependent protein serine/threonine kinase activity; regulation of transcription by RNA polymerase II. Bases 1 to 972 code for a protein of 323 amino acids. The record is from RefSeq and is a predicted model, not a curated record. Gene Ontology annotation, cellular component: transcription factor TFIIK complex; nucleus. Gene Ontology annotation, molecular function: cyclin-dependent protein serine/threonine kinase regulator activity. Lineage: Eukaryota; Metazoa; Chordata; Aves; Piciformes; Indicatoridae.